Messenger RNA from Gryllus bimaculatus (two-spotted cricket), 1641 nucleotides. Lineage: Eukaryota; Metazoa; Arthropoda; Insecta; Orthoptera; Gryllidae. The record is from the annotation of a GenBank genome assembly.
AAUGACUAUCAUUCGCGGGAAAUUGAACAUCUGUUCCCUAUUGGUUGUUGGAGACGCACGGCUAGGCCCGCCAUACUGCAAAGGAGAAUCAGUAGCCGAGUUCGUAAGCGCGUGUGUGGCAAGAUGUCGACUGACAAGAAAAAUGCUGAAAAUGGGGAUAUGGAGGUCGAAGAAACUUCUAAUGAUGAGACAUCAGACACUAAACCAGCGACCAAUGCCGAUGCUUCAGAAGAAUCUUUGAAAUCCAAAGAUAAAGAUUCGAAGAAGAAGUUAAAAGGCAAGGAUGUGAAAAAGGAGUCUAAAGCGGCCAAUGCAAAAUCUGCGAAAGAAGGGAAGGCAGGGAAAGUAAAAGAUGAGGACAGCAAGUCAGAAGAGGAGGAUGAAGACGAUGAAGAUGAUGAUGAAAAGAGUGAUGGAAAAGUGCCUCUUCUUGAUCAACCACUUGAAUUAUCUGGAACUCGUGAAAGGAAGAAAGUUAAUCGGUUUAGCGAAGAAUACAAAACAGAGCCAAAAGAUUCUGCUCCUUUGGAAAUUCCGGAAGGAAGUGGUACCCUGUUGGGGAGUAUUCCUCGCAUAGAAUCAAAUCUCCAGAGAUCAAAACCAAGCUCGUUGAAACCUCUUCACAAGCUUCUUUUCAACAGAGCUGGGAGAGCCUCUUUAUUGAAGAAAAACAUUAGGAAAUUCAAUGGAUUUGACUUUGAUAAGGAUUCUGAUCAGUUUGUGAAGAAAAAACAAACUCUUUUGAAGUAUGAUAUGAAGUCUUUGAAAGAAUUGUGCUCCAUUAUGGAUUUAAAGAUAUCACUAAAACGUGAUGAACUUGCUGAGACGCUUAUGAAUUUUCUUCUAAAACCUGAAGAUUCUGGUAAAGGUGCUAAUAUUAAGCCACGUCCUAAACGUACUGCUCGUGCCAACAAUAAGACUUAUUCAGAAUCUGAUGACGAACAAGAGGAAAGAAAAUCAUCGCGCCGGGGUAAAAAGAAACUUGUUAGUUUAAAGGAAGCGUCUUCAGAAGAUGAGGAUGAGGAUGAUGAAAAAGAUAAGGCAGAUAAAAAGGAUGCGGAAGAGGACGAGGAUAAUGCUUCAGAUGAUGGUAAAAAGGAGAAAGAUGAUAAAGAAAAUGAUUCUGUUGAAGAUGCAAAAGAAAAUGACUCUGAAGGUGAUGAUGAUGCAAAAGAUCAAGAGAGUGAUGAUUCUGAAGAAACUUCAUCUAAAAGCAAAAAGGGUGGGCGAGCGGGCAAAAACAACAAGAAGCAGGCUGCUAAAAAGCCUAAAGCAGCCACUAAGAAAGCAGAAAAGAAACAGGCCUUAAAGAAGAAAGCCAAAAGUGAUGAAGAAUCUUCUGCAGAUGAACCAUCAACAAAAAAAUUGAAGGCACCUCCUACAGAUGAAGAAAUUAAGAGUUAUGUCAAACAAAUUUUGGAGGGUGCUAACUUAGAAGAAACAACUAUGAAGAUCGUUUGCAAGCAAGUGUAUGCUCAUUAUCCAGAAUUUGAUCUUGCACACAAGAAAGAUUUCAUUAAGACUACUGUAAAAUCGAUCACAAAUUCAAUUGUGUUAAAAGUCAUGUUUGAGUUGUGUAUAAAAGUAAUUGAUUCCAUGGGGUACAGGCUGAAUGACGCUGAUGAUGCUCUUGUGGAAUGA